AUGAAAGUUGAAGAUGAUGAGUUGUUGGGGUUGGCUGUAGAUGGUCGUCGUCGUCGUCGUCGUCUUAUCUUGAAUGUUGCUGUUGAUAUCGCUCACCAUCUGGACGACAGCAACAAACCCGUUUUCAAAGAAGGCACGUUUUCUUCAUGCAUCCAUCAUCAGAUUCGAACUUUCUACGAGAUGAUCCUUGCAGAUCCCAUCCAUCUGGUGCAAUCAAUUCGAUCAUCACCGAAUACAUCGGUGAAUCAAUCCAUCGCGAAACGUUCUCAUCUCCAAAUCAGCCAACAUUUCCGAUCCAUUUAA
Molecule: messenger RNA, 303 nt
Organism: Anisakis simplex (herring worm)
Lineage: Eukaryota; Metazoa; Nematoda; Chromadorea; Rhabditida; Anisakidae
Source: the annotation of a GenBank genome assembly